This is a messenger RNA of Haliotis rubra (blacklip abalone), 4387 nucleotides long. Its product is annotated as glutamate receptor-interacting protein 1-like. Gene Ontology annotation, biological process: neurotransmitter receptor transport, endosome to postsynaptic membrane. The record is from RefSeq and is a predicted model, not a curated record. Gene Ontology annotation, molecular function: protein binding. Lineage: Eukaryota; Metazoa; Mollusca; Gastropoda; Lepetellida; Haliotidae.
CCUUGUGCCCUUGUGUCUCUCUGUUAAGGCAGGUUUAGGAUGAUAUCAGGGUGAGAUUUUCACCAAGAGUCUGGCACAUAAUCCGUGCAUCAUGGACGAGGAGUCCGAUUAUCUACGUGACGUGGAGGACAUCUUGAGGCGGUGCAGUGUCCAGCUAGGUGACGGGAAUCUGCCGGCGGAGUCAAGGAGGCGGUCAUCGCUCUGUGUUACUGAUUGUGGAAGUGUGUGCUUAUAUGAAAACCCAGUCCAGCUGCGGCCAGUCACCGAUGCCCCACCAAGCAACCAGCUGAUUGAUGAGGAGAGGCGGGGCUUGGCCUAUGUGGAGCUACAGAAGAAGGAAGGCUAUGGCCUUGGCCUCACUGUCUCAGGUGGGACAGACAAAGGAACAAGGCCACACAUCUCCAACCUCAGACCAGGAGGAAUAGCACACAGGUCAGACUCGCUGACAGUGGGUGACUACAUCCUGUCUGUGAACGGAAUCCGCACGGCUAACCUGAAGCAUGACGAGAUCGUCAACCUGCUAAAGAAUGCCGGAGAAAGAAUCAUUCUGGAGGUGGAGUAUGAGCUGCCAGAACUAGGUGGGACAUCAUUCAGUGUGCAGUGCAAGACGGCGGAGGUGGUCCUUGAACGGGAUGGAAUGGGCUUCGGAUUCACGCUCCGUGGGGGGAUGAAGAUAGACCAGAUGAGGGCCCAUCCCCUCACCAUCACCAGCAUCCGGCCCGGGGGGUCGGCUGACAGGGAGGGUUCACUGAAGGAGGGUGACCGCAUCAUCUUCAUCAACAACUACAAGGUGACACACCUCAGUCUGUCUGAAACCAUGGCAUUCCUGCAGCAGUGUGAGCAGGUCGCUACCUUCUCCAUCGAGUAUGAUGUAGCUGUCAUGGGUAAUCUGUACAAAAACGCCAAUGGCCCCUUGCUGGUGGAGAUUGACACAACACCGGGUCACAUCUCGAUCACACUGUCACAAAGUGCUCACUAGGGUCGCUGUGUUUGUGUCGAUACCAUCACACCCAUGAGUGUAGCUGACAGGAGUGGUGCUCUUCAUGUUGGUGACCAUAUUCUGGCAAUAGAUGGCAAUAGUGUGGAACAUAUGUCUGUUGCCGAGGCAACCCAGUUAAUGAAGUGUGGACCAGAGGAGGUGAUCAAGCUGGAGAUCUUGCCUGUCACCCAUCUGGAGUACAAGGCAUCCCGGGAGGCGCUGACCAAAACAGGUGAUUUAAAUAUCCAGUUGCCGCCAUCCAUUUCCUCCUUCAAUGGCUUUGGGACCCUCCCCAGCCGCAGCUACAACACCCUUGGGUCCUCAGCGUCCGCACCCUUUGGCACUCUGCCGUCAAGGGGCUCGGGGCGUAGCAAGAAGAACUGGACUCGAUCGGACAGAAAGAUAUCCUCUUGCAUGUCCAUCGCCUCCAACACCACAUCCGUCCUGACCGCCAACAACCAGGUGUGUCACCCUGAAGCCACUGAGGUCAUGUUGUUCUGUGACAAGAAGGGCCUCGGGAUCCAGCUAGAAGGGGGUGUCUUCUCCACAGCCACCUUGUCCGAACCUCCAGUCAUCGCCUACAUCGACCCAAACAGCCCAGCUGAGCAGUGUGGAGUGAUCCAGGAAGGAGAUCGCAUCCUGACUGUCAACGGCGUGGACCUGUCGGACAAGACUCUGGAGGAGGUGAACCAGUUGCUGAGAGACUCGCGGCCGAGGUGUAUGAUGGAGAUAGAGUUUGAUGUGGCAGAAUCAGUUACACCAAGUUCCGGAACCUACGUUGUUCGCAUUCCGAAGAAACCCGGAGGUCUGGGCAUGACCAUCAUUGCUCCAUCUCAGCGGAAGCAGGGAGACCAGCUCAUCAUCACGGGUGUGAGGAAAGGCAGUGUCUCAUACAGAUGCGGCUCGGUGCAGCCUGGUGACAAGCUGUUGGCCGUCAAUGACAUCCGCAUGGAGAACUGUACAGUGGAGGAUGCUAUUACUCUGCUGGAGUCUUCCGAUGACAUCAUCAAGCUCAAACUGAAGAGGGAAGACCCUUAUGCAGAGGACAACACAGAAGGCUGCGUGACGUACACAGUGGAGCUGCAGAGACAUGGGGGACCGCUGGGAGUGACCAUCACCGGCACUGAGGACCCUCUUGACCCCAUCAUCAUCUCGGACCUCGUCGAAGGGGGACUUGCAGAGAAGACGGGUGCUAUUCACAUUGGAGAUCGUCUGCUGGCUAUAAAUGGGAAGCUGACCAGAGCGAAACCUUUGUCUGUGGCCAUCAACAUGCUGCAGAUGGCCGGAGAUGUGGUCACUCUCAAGAUAGCCAGGCCUAUGCUGAUGGGAUCUAAACAUAGAUUGCUGCAACUGUAUGAGGGAGAGGAUAUGAAGCCGGCCACGCCCAUCCCCAGCGUGGAUAGUGCUCUGGAGUCGUGGGACAGUUCCGGACAGGAUAUCGGUCACAGCCAUCUCAAUGGGAACUCUCAACCUCUGGUCGUUGCAGUACCGCAGCCAAGGAACAAGAAAAUGAUGGACUUGAUGCGACCGAUGUCGACAGACUCAGCAGGGGUCCUGGAAGGUAGCGGGGAAGGAAUGGCAGACAUGCACAUGUCUGACGAAGAAUGGGAUAACGACUCAGGCAGUGACUGCUCCAGCUUCGAGCCUGACGAGUGGGCCAAAACUCUCGCCGACUUUGAGAAAGGAUCUGGUUCAGAGAUGUUGCGACAGAUCGGACUGAGCCUUCGAGAACGCAGCUGUGCCAGUUUGGAUCGCCGGUCACGUGCUUCGGACGAUGAUGCAAGGAAGCCGAGAUCACAAAGUGCAUGUAGAAUGAACCGGAGCGCCAUGUCGCAGGAUUGUAUCAGUCGGUAUAACAACUCGCAGGUGAAGUCACGGUCCAAGGAAUCGUUGCCGGCGUCACGCACCUUCCAGGAACACAUGCAGACCAUUUUCACGCCAAUGCCAAUACAGUUGCAUCGAGUGACGGUGGAGAAAGAUACCGCCGUGGAGGACUUUGGGUUCAGCCUGUCAGAUGGCAUGUACGAGAAGGGUGUGUUUAUCAGUGCUGUGAGGCAGGGUAGUGCGGCUCAGAGGGCUGGACUCAAGAUGUACGAUCGGAUCUUGCAGGUGAACCGAGUGAAGACGCGGGACUUCGACUGCUGUCUGACUGUUCCGCUGAUUGCCGAGGCCGGCAACAAACUUCACAUGGUUGUUUGUAGAAACCCACUUCUGAGACAGAAGCUAAACCAGAAGGAGUUGUACGUGACAGAGACACCCACUGCUGCCAACACCACGCAGUCUAGUGGCUUGUCCUGCAAAACUGUGUAACCAUAGCGACAUGUUUGCAAACUGUGACUACUCAUUGCUAUGGCUGUAAAAGAAUGUGUUGGAACAUCUCACAGUGCAUCGACUAUAUGGAACUUUUUUGAUAAACUUGUUCAGCCUGUUUAGUGGCUUUUUCUACAAAAUUGUGUAGCCAUGGCAACAUGACUCCAUUUCCCAGACAUCUUGUUGCUAUGGCAGCAAGAUAUUCUUGUGAAGCAUUCUCCAAAUACUUUGAUUUUAUUGCAAUAAGAUAUCUGGUGAUGCAGUCUGCAGUAUUAUGUGACAGUUGGUUACCAUGGCAAUAUGUAAAUCUAGGAACACUUUCUAAGUAAUUCUUUGGCCGUUAGUUGCUAUGGCAACAGGAACCUAGUUCUACAGAACAUGGUAUAAAUAAAGAAACAACUAAACUGUUUCAAUGAGGGCAAAAUGGUUUGUCAGCCAUGACAGUCGUGUAAUAUGUUGCCAUAGCAACUGCUAGAAAACAGUCAAGUAACCCAAUGAAAUCGUGACAUCAUUAUGAUCUAGUCACAGAUAGACAAGCAGGGUAAACAUGGCAAUGUUGUCAUUGUGCCUGGUCCUGCUAUGUGUCACCAUGACAACAAGCCAGGGUUCAAAGUUCAUCAGCAUUAUACAUAUUCAAUACUUACCCGUGACAUGUGGUGUCACUACAGUGUUCUUGUUAUCUGUAAUAAUUUAAAACUGAGAGAAGAUUGCGUGCAAGAUGAAUAAAUGGCCAAACUAUACCCAUCCUCAAAUCUCCAGUAUGUAUCUCCAUUCAGUUAUUAUAAAUACCCUGGCCCCAUUCUUUUUAAGCCAAAUUCAAAUUACACACGUAAACUUUAAGUCAGAUAAGAAAGAUGAGAGUUACGAUCACCUUAGCACUAUGACUGUCGUAAGUUAAGGUAUGGGAGUUAAGAUCAUCUUAGUGGUAGUUAUAAUAAACCUAUAGCACUGCACUGUGACUGUCGUAAGUUAUUGUAUUGGAGUUACGAUCAUCUUAGUGCUACAACUGUUAUAAGUAAAGGUAUGGGAGUUACGAUCACCUUAGCACUGUGACUGUCGUAAGUUAUUGUAUGGGAGUUACGAUCAUCUUAGCACUAU